ACUAAUGGUGGAACAAAAGAAGACAGAUUCCACUGGAUCAAAGCCAGGAGUGUACUGUCAAAAGAAAAAAGAAAGAAAGAAAAUACUCAUAUUGUCUAUUUUAGAUUGACCCCUCUUUGUUUGACAACACUAUCCAACAUAGAUAAAACCAACAAGAGAGACUAUUUUGAAAACUUGGCUAAACAACUACAAAGGCUUCCAGUCAAACGACGACUUGACCCCAAUUAUUCUAAAAGACUAUGUAAAACUGUAACCCUUUUUUAUCAUGGAUCCUUUUCAAAGUUGUAUUCACUUGCCUUUUAGGUGAACACUUGACUCAUGCCAAAAGAGAUUAUUAUAGAACAAGUCAAGAGUAAGUAAUUAUCAUCAAAGACAGGAAAUAACAGGUUUUAGGUUACGAAAGAAUGAAAAACGCAUGGCUUCAACUAUGACAGAUGAUAUGACACUGCCCGUGAAGAAGCUGAAAACACUGUCAAGUUCUAUUCAAAAUGAUCUUGCCGCAGAAGUUACACCUGUUCAGAUACACACGAAUAGACGUUUGAAGAAUUUGAAUGAAAGUCUCAAACAACUACAGGAAGAAAAAAUGAAUAGGAAAGAAUUUAAUGAAUGGAAACAGAAACUAUGGAGUAUUGUUCGCGAAAUCAAGAAUUUACCAGAAACGAUACGUGAUCCAACAGAUUACGAUCACUUUAUAAAAGAACUCAACAAACUUUGGGAUAAAGCAAAGUAUUUUCAUCAACCACAGAAAGUUAGAGCUCAAAUUGCUGAUGAGGUAGUCAGGAAGCUCUUAGGACUACUUUCUGUUAAAGAAGAGAAGGAGAAAAGAAAGAGCUUAGAUAACUUAAUCAACAACGCAUUGAGCUAUUGUCUACAAGACGCAAUCGAUGAUUAUAUGUCGACGCAGGUGGAUGGUUGGCACAGGCUAGAAAGACUUGUUUGGGGUGACAACAAUUCAUACGCUGAAAGCUGCGUUUGUGAUGCUGAUGUAAAAAUAUUGAAAGCAAUUAGAGAAAACAGACAUCGCCAAAAGAAAGACUCACAAAUACAAAUUGAUGAAGAACGUGUUGAUAAGAUACUAGAUGAAGUUAAUAAUAUCAUGAUACCAGCCUACACACGAGGCGAGCUCUUCUGUAAGGAGCACUUGGAGAAACUGAAUGCACAAUUUGAUCAUAUCAAUGACAUAUUACAGAACCAUUCCGAAAUCCUAAAGGUGCUGGCAAAUCCAGAUGAUAAGGACCUUCAAAGUACUUCGAAUAGCAACGUGCCACUAUCUACAAUUUCAUAUAGCGAUGAAAGUCCAUGCUUAUCCACUGCACUUGCUACCUGGGUGAAACAGUACACAAAGGAAUACGUCUCAGGACUACAAGAGCAAAUAGAUAAUCUUCAGAGGCAAAUGAACAAUGUACCUAGUAGAUCUUAACUAGAAAACAAGCAUUACGAUACCUUUUUUUUUGCAUGAUGAUGUAUAUUUCUCACUUUUUCUGUGUGCUUAUCUUUGUUUUUUUAUUAAUAAAAUUACAGAAUAUCAACAUUUUAUCCAAAUAGAGUGAAGAGACACUAUACCAGGUAGAUAUUCUAACCAAUUAAGAAAGAUGAAAGAAAA
Molecule: messenger RNA, 1603 nt
Organism: Rhizopus microsporus ATCC 52813
Lineage: Eukaryota; Fungi; Mucoromycota; Mucoromycetes; Mucorales; Rhizopodaceae
Exons: 2
Coding region: 416-1420 (334 amino acids)
Source: RefSeq, a predicted model, not a curated record